Messenger RNA from Sorex fumeus (smoky shrew), 1569 nucleotides. RefSeq names its product tRNA methyltransferase 12 homolog (gene TYW2). Bases 24 to 1340 code for a protein of 438 amino acids. The record is from RefSeq and is a predicted model, not a curated record. Gene Ontology annotation, biological process: tRNA methylation. Gene Ontology annotation, cellular component: cytoplasm. Gene Ontology annotation, molecular function: tRNA methyltransferase activity. The transcript is spliced from 2 exons. Lineage: Eukaryota; Metazoa; Chordata; Mammalia; Eulipotyphla; Soricidae.
GAGAGAAUGUGGGGGCCAGCGGCAUGGACCCGGACGAUGGCAAGUCCGCGGCUAUUGCCGCAGUCGUGACUGAGCCUCGCUUCGCCCAGAGGUACCGGGAUUACCUGGGGAAGCAGAAGCUCGUGGACACGCAGCACCGCGUGCAGAAGCUGCCGGACGGCACCGUGGCGCUGCCGGUGCUGCAGGAGAGCCUCACGGAGCUGCACCUGCAGCAGCUGCGGGAGACCGUGGCCCCGGGCAGCACCUGUGUGCUCACGCAGCUCCGGGGGGCUCUGCCUUCCAAGGCCUCCCGGGGUUGUUCGCCCGCCCAGAGGCUGUGCCGCGAGGUGAGUGCCUGGGUGGAGGGCCGCGGAGUGACCUGGUCGGCUGAGCUGCAGACCGAUCUGCCCCGGUCUUGGCAGAGGCACGGGGACCUCCUGUUGCUGAGUGAGGACUGUUUCCAAGCCGAGGCGUGGAAAGAGCUGACGCCGGAACUCUGGGAGACCGUGGCCUCGGCUCUGGGCGUGCAGCGCUUGGCCAAACGAGGGCGGGUGGCUCCGGAUGGCACUCGGACCCCGGCGGUGACGCUCCUGCGGGGCGAGCAUGGCUGGGUGGAGCAUGUGGACAAUGGGAUCCGGUACACGUUCGACGUGACUCAGUGCAUGUUCUCCUUCGGGAACAUCACGGAGAAGCUCCGCGUGGCCUCGCUGCCCUGUGCUGGCCAAGUGCUGGUGGAUCUUUACGCCGGGAUCGGUUAUUUUACGUUGCCCUUCCUGGUGCAUGCUGGUGCCUCCUUCGUCCAUGCCUGUGAGUGGAACCCCCAUGCCGUGGCUGCGCUGAGACGUAAUCUGGAGCUUAAUGGGGUAGCAGAUCGGUGCCAGAUUCACUUUGGGGAUAAUAGGAAGUUGAAGCUCUCAGACAUUGCUGACAGGGUAAUCCUGGGACUGAUCCCCAGCUCUGAAGACGGCUGGCCCAUUGCCUGCCAAGUGCUGAGACAGGACUCCGGGGGCAUUUUGCACAUUCACCAAAAUGUGGAAUCUUUCCCAGGGAAAACCCCCCAGACUCCUAGAAACGGGGACGUGGAAGAGGUGGAGCAUUGGCAUUCUUCUCAGGAAAUCACCAAGCAGUGGGAAAGUGGAGAUACCAGGAACUCAAGAAAAGUAGUGUCAGCAGCUCCCAAGCCAGAAUGGCAGAGGUGGGCACGAACUGCAGAAACUCGCAUUGCCGGUCUUCUCCAGCAGCUGCAUGGGAAGCCGUGGAGGACCCGAAUCCUGCACAUUCAGCCCGUGAAAUCCUAUGCGCCCCAUGUAGACCACAUAGUCCUGGAUCUGGAGUGCCGCCCCUGCCCUCUAGUUGACUAAAGAAGGUGGAUCCUGAGACAUGCCGCUCAACUCGAGGCUGAAUUUUCACUGAGCACUUGAUGGACUGGCCUGGUCUGCAAGAGCCAUAAUGGAACCAAGGGAAAGAGAACAAAGGGAUCAGGAGACUCUGGACUCCUUGUCACCUCAAUCUAAGAAUUGGGAAUGUAAAAACUAUGAUGGCCUCCUUUACAAGCUUCAGCCCUGGUUGCCAGUUAACCCCAUCUGAUGG